AACAAAACAGCGCCCGGCUCAUGCCGAAAAAGCCGGUCCAUCCCACUUGACUUCCGCGGUGCUUGCACCUUAUCCAGCGAUGGUACCCGAGCAGCGCCCCACAAGCCAGCACGAGACCGCAGGCAUCCCGAUCAUGCCGCAGCCGUCGACAGACGUGCAAAACUCUCCGCUCACGAGCUCUUACCACAGCCUCCAGCAGUCGCCCCCGCCUCAGACACGAAGUCGCUGUUCCGCCUUCUUCCGCUACAAUGUGGUGCAGCGCACGCUCUCCGCUGCGGUGCUAGCGCCCGCUGUGACGGUGUUUCUAUGGCUAUCGCCAGCCAUUGCCACGUCCACCGUCUGCAGCUUCAUGACCAGCACUUGCUCGUACGAAUACGCGUGUCUGGCGAACCGUAUUCGUCUACGACUAUUGACGAGAUUCGAAGCGCUAGAGAGCUCUCUUGGCAGCGCCACUAGGCCAGGAGCGGGGAAUAGCGAUUUAUCUCACCCAGACACUCGCAGUGACAGUGAGAGCAGCAGCAGCAGCUUCGCCUUCGACGUGACAGCCAGUCGGACGUUUGUGUUUGACAGUCCAGCAAACACCCAAUUGCACCAAAGACUAUCGACUGACGGGCGCUUGACGACGACUCGGGCUUUCCAGGAAGAACAGGAGGCCCGGGAGAUGGCACAAGUGAAUAGUGAACUGAAGGAACAGGCUCCCAGAUUACGACGCUGCGCAGUCACUGAUGUUGCCAAGUACUUGUUCGGAGGGAAGGAGUGGCUUGCAGCGCUGUGUAUUUCGGCGUUAAUGUGCACGAUCUCCUCAUGUAUUUUCUUGCUGGCCAUACAAGACAUCCCGGUGCUCGUAACAACGGAAUUUUACGCGUCUCGAUGGUUUUAUACAGUCGCAACGGGUUUUGUAGCUGCCAUGUGUGCGUGUCUGUCGCCCGACUGGCAAUACGCAGUGGUAAUUUUCCUACAGAACGCGAUCUUUACGACUCUAACGCUGCAUUCAACGGCGUGUCCGAUGAAUGAGCUUUCGUGUAAUAUGGCGAUUAAACCAGCGCAGAUUUUACUGACAGGAAUGAUUGUCUUCCUGACAUUCCGGUUCGCCACAUCUCGUAGCAAUGCGGAAGCUUUUCUGACCUUCACAUUGGACGCAGUGGGUCUAAUUUACAUCAUUGGCACGCUGUCUGUACUUGUGGCAUUUGUGGAUGACGAGCGGCGAACACUUUACCGGAAGCUGCUCAUUGCGUUAUUAUACGUUGUUUGGGCGUCCGAUACGGGAGCGUAUAUUACCGGUAAAUUACUUGCAAUGGCAAAAUAUCCGUAUUAUAAUCCGCUUGCAGCGCAUUUGUCCAAGAACAAAGACUAUGAAGGAACACUGGGAGCAAUCGGGUUUGGCAUUGUGGCUAUGGUUGUAUCAUCCGAUAUAUUGGAUCUGCCAGGCUCCUUUGGGACGAAAGUUGUGUUUACUAUUGUCGCGGUGGUAAUUGGACGACUUGGAGACCUGUUUGAGAGCUUGUUGAAACGAGCAGCAGGAGUUAAAGACUCGGGGACGCUCAUUCCAGGCCAUGGUGGCGUGCUAGACCGUAUCGAUGCGCUCAUGUUCGCUACGUUGGUGUUCUCACGAUACUACGCCAUGGUGUAUUGAUUGAAUGGCGUUUCAAAGAUUAUCAAUUUUAUCGGAGGACGGCAGAACGGAAGAAUUUGAACAACUCCAGGCGGUACUUAUGGAGUUCCAAGCCGACGUGGCCUUCAAGUAAGGACAAUUAUUUCAAACCCUUAGAUAUGCGUAGUGUGCGUAAAUCGUUCCUCGUAUUGCAAUAUAGAUAUCAGCUCUCUCUCGUCUCCGCUUCUGUACUAGCAAAUUAAAG
Molecule: messenger RNA, 1856 nt
Organism: Phytophthora nicotianae INRA-310
Lineage: Eukaryota; Oomycota; Peronosporomycetes; Peronosporales; Peronosporaceae
Exons: 1
Coding region: 80-1633 (517 amino acids)
Biological process (GO): CDP-diacylglycerol biosynthetic process
Cellular component (GO): plasma membrane
Molecular function (GO): phosphatidate cytidylyltransferase activity
Source: RefSeq, a predicted model, not a curated record